CGAUCGUCUUCAAUGGAGGUGAUUCACUCAUGGUCUUGUCCAAGAUCACUCAGCACCGCUCUCAUGUACUCCUUUGCCCAGAGAGAUGACAUCGAAGUGCUGGACGAGCCAUUAAACGCUUCGUUCCUUAAAGCUACAGGUGCUGAUAGGCCAUACAGAGAUGAGAUUUUCGCUAGCAUGGAAAUUGAUGGACAUAAAGUGGUGAAAGACAUCAUUUAUGGUCCAGGAAAGAAGAAAUAUAGGUUUUGUAAGAAUUUGGCAAAACAUCGUAUUCUUGGCUUGCCAAGUGAACUAAUGAGUAAAGGAAAGCACUUUAUCUUGAUACGCAAUCCGGUUCACAUAUUGCCUUCUUUUGAUAAGGUAAUCCCAUUAUCAUUUCUCGACGUGGGAUUGGCAGACUUAGUUUCAAUAUACAGCGAUCUCUGCCAGAUGGGAACACCACCACCAGUCAUCGAUGCAGACGACCUUCAGCGAAAUCCCGAGGCUACGCUACGUGGUCUUUGUCAUGACUUGGAUAUCCCGUUUCAAGCCUCUAUGCUUAAAUGGGAGGCUGGUCCCAUACCAGAAGAUGGAGUAUGGGCUUCAUGGUGGUACAAAACUGUUCACGAAUCAACUGGUUUUUCGUCUCCGAGGAAAUACCCUCGUACAUUCAAUAUGAGGCAUUACGAUUUGCUGGAGCAUUGUUUACCACUAUACAACACUCUCAGGCGUCACGUGAAGGGCAAGUCAUCUCUCUUGGCCAGCCCCUUAGCUCCUCCCAGUCUUCCAGUUCCUGAAAAUGCUAAACUUUUUGCUUGGGUUGGUGAUGAGAUUUUGCCACGUGAGAUGGCCAAGGUUUCCGUUUUUGACUCCGUGGUGCAAGGCGGUGACUCUGUAUGGGAAGGUCUUAGAAUCUACAAAGGCAAAGUAUUCAAGCUUGAAGAACAUCUAGAUCGGUUGUUUGAUUCAGCAAAGGCUCUAGCUUUCAAUAAUGUCCCAACCCGCGAGGAGGUAAAAGCAGCCAUCUUCAAAACUCUCAUAACCAAUGGGAUGUUUGACAAUACACAUGUAAGACUGUCUCUAACCCGAGGCAAAAAGGUCACUUCUGGAAUGAGCCCUGCGUUUAACCGUUAUGGAUGCACAUUGAUCGUCCUUGCUGAGUGGAAGCCUCCAGUAUAUGACAACGAUAAUGGAAUUGUGCUGGUGACUGCAACUACACGUCGCAACUCUCCCACCAAUUUAGAUUCCAAGAUUCAUCACAACAAUCUCCUCAAUAACAUACUCGCAAAGGUUGAAAGCAACAACGCUAAUGUCGAUGAUGCAAUCAUGCUUGACAAGGAUGGCUUUGUGUCUGAAACCAAUGCAACCAACCUUUUCAUGGUGAAGAAGGGCGUAGUUCUCACUCCCCAUGCAGAUUACUGUCUCCCAGGGAUUACCCGAGCUACUGUCAUGGGACUGGUGGUGAAAGAGAACUUCAUCUUGGAAGAACGAAACAUCAGCUUGUCUGAAUUUCAUACAGCUGAUGAGGUAUGGACUACAGGAACUAUGGGAGAACUCAGCCCGGUUGUGAAAAUUGAUGGUCGUGUGAUCGGUGAAGGAGAAGUAGGACCGGUUACAAGAAAACUGCAAAGUGCUUACAAGAAACUGACCGAUGAUUCGGGUGUCCCGAUACCUACUUACCAAAAACUUUGAACCAUUUUCAAAGAACUAUGGGUGUGUUUACGCAAGUCCAUUUGUGUCGUUUUCACUUUGAUAAAUAAGUGCAUGAUGUUUUUAGCACAUGAUGGUUUGGGCCAAUGUAAUAAAGUUGGUCGCGUGCAAGUCAAGUGUGUUUCGUCCUCCUCGCCUAUUUCAUUAUCAUGUUUAAAAUUGAUGGUCUUCCCUUCUUCUUAUAUGGCAACUGACAAGUUCAGAAUUUGAUUGUUUCUUUUCUUUUGCAAUAGCCGUCAUUUGACGAUAUUUAGAUGUGUUAAAAUUUUGUGAACUACCAAAUUCAAAUAGUUUACUAGAUACAGUCCUAAAAGUGUUCGUUAGCCCACGUCCAGUGACAAUUUCUGAGAGAGUACCUCAGCUAUUGAAAUAUUUAUAAAAAAAAUACAAGUUAGAAAGAAAAGUUGAUAUGAACUCAUAAACUCUCUAGAUACCAUACGUAUAUUUGGUAUGAUAUCAUCAAAUCAUUUUUACAAAAUAUCAAAAUUGAAUUACACUGUUUAAAUGUAAUAUUAUAUAGUUAAGAUUUGUUUUGAGUUUUUUUUUUUGUUCAACUUUUCUUGGUAAUGAUUUACAUACUUCUUUGCAUUUAUGUUAUAUAUUUGGUAAAUUAUUUUACAUUGUUUAAAAUAAUAAUUAUUCAAAUAUUGGAAAUAUGACUUGUACAAUAUUGUUAAUGAGUUAGACCA
This is a messenger RNA of Brassica napus (rape), 2378 nucleotides long. Its product is annotated as branched-chain-amino-acid aminotransferase-like protein 2. Gene Ontology annotation, biological process: carboxylic acid metabolic process. NCBI's taxonomy places the organism in Eukaryota, Viridiplantae, Streptophyta, Magnoliopsida, Brassicales, Brassicaceae. Gene Ontology annotation, molecular function: catalytic activity. The record is from RefSeq and is a predicted model, not a curated record. Bases 13 to 1671 code for a protein of 552 amino acids. The transcript is spliced from 19 exons.